This is a messenger RNA of Monomorium pharaonis (pharaoh ant), 732 nucleotides long. RefSeq names its product mitochondrial import inner membrane translocase subunit Tim13-B. NCBI's taxonomy places the organism in Eukaryota, Metazoa, Arthropoda, Insecta, Hymenoptera, Formicidae. The coding region runs from base 135 to 407 and encodes 90 amino acids. The record is from RefSeq and is a predicted model, not a curated record. The transcript is spliced from 3 exons.
UCUCGUUUGUGCGACCGGCGAGGUGAGGUUAGGUUCGUGGCAGUGCAGCGGAUCCGUAGCCCCCGUGUAGGUACCCGUGGGUGGACUGUUAUCAGUUCUAUUGCUGCAAAUAUUUUAAUCUGAGAACUGCGAGAAUGGACGCGUUGUCGACGGGAAGCUUGACAGGUUCGCAACGGGAUGAGCUGAUGCAGCAAGUGAAGCAACAGAUAGCGGUCGCCAAUGCACAGGAACUGCUCCAGAAAAUGACAGAGAAAUGCUUCAGAAAAUGCAUAAGCAAGCCGGGUACCUCGUUGGACAGCUCGGAACAGAAAUGCAUAGCAAUGUGUAUGGAUCGGUACAUGGACUCGUUUAAUAUUGUAUCGAAAACAUAUAGUGAACGACUCCAAAGAGAACGCAACAGAAUGUAAAUACAGAAACUUGUGGAAAUAUAUUGUUACUUGUUAUAUAUCAACAUUGUAAUUUAAUGGUACCAUUACAGUAUCACGUAGUGUCCAGUUAGUUUAUACAAAUGUAUUCUUUAUACACAUGGCCAAUGAGAUGCAUCAUCGUCACAUAUAUUGAUUCGAUACGUAUAGUUUUCUUUUCAAGGCAUUUAAUAUGAUGCAUUGUUUGUAAAUGAUGUAUGAUAUGAAUUAAAAUACAGUCAUGUUGAGAUGCGGCAUCGUUAAAAGUACGAGCACUUAUUCUAGUUUAUGUUUUUUAUAUUAUAAUAAUAAAUACCUUUAUUAAAGA